Messenger RNA from Erpetoichthys calabaricus (reedfish), 4341 nucleotides. It is a transcript of the gene sp3a, whose product is annotated as sp3a transcription factor. The transcript has 7 exons. Bases 263 to 2521 code for a protein of 752 amino acids. Lineage: Eukaryota; Metazoa; Chordata; Cladistia; Polypteriformes; Polypteridae. Gene Ontology annotation, biological process: regulation of transcription by RNA polymerase II. Gene Ontology annotation, molecular function: DNA-binding transcription factor activity, RNA polymerase II-specific; RNA polymerase II cis-regulatory region sequence-specific DNA binding. The record is from RefSeq and is a predicted model, not a curated record.
GCUAUCCAAAAGCGGUGGAAGCCCCACCUUUUGUGUUUCCCGCACCGUCAAUCAAAAAUAGGAAAAAAAAAAUCGACUCGAAUCAGCGAUCGCAGCCCGCCUUUGAUUAAAAUAAUCAUGUUAGGCGUUUAAAAUAAAUCGAGAAUUCUUCCGAUUUAAGCCAUUUUUCGCUAUGACUGGUACGUAAUAUUUAAACUGAUUCAAAAACAAAAAGCCAAAAAACAGCAUCACCGCUCCAGAAAAGCCAGUGAAACAAGAGGAAAUGGCUGCCUUAGACGUGGACAGCAGUCAGAGCGAGUAUCUGCAGCACAGCAGCGGCGCAGGAAACCAGGACACUCAGCCGUCACCGCUCGCUCUGCUGGCAGCUACCUGCAGCAAGAUCGGGUCGCCAUCGCCAGAGGAGGAGAGCAGUGCUGACGCUGGCGUGUCUGGGGAUCUGUCUUCUGUGCAGUUAACAGGAGCACCAAAUAGAUGGGAGGUUUUGACUCCCACAACCACGAUAAAAGAAGAGCCAGGCCUUGUGCAGAUUCCGAAUACAGGGAUUGUAACUUCAAAUGGACAGUAUGUUCUUCCAUUGCAGAGUUUGCAAAACCAGCAGAUUUUUGUGACUUCAGGAACAGAUGCAUCUUCAAGUGGGGUGCCUAAUAUUCAAUAUCAAGUGAUCCCUCAGAUCCACACCUCUGAUGGACAGCAGGUGCAGCUGGGUUUUUCUGCAUCCACAGUUGAUGGCACAUCUUUAAGUCAUGAUGCUUCUGGUCAGAUUCAGAUCAUGCCAGGGACUAACCAGAGUAUAACCUCGGCUGGAACGUCGUCCGCCAACAUCCUGACCAACACACAAAACCUUAUAUCACAGACUGGUAACAUACACCAGCCAGAUGGCUCCGUACAGAUCCAAGGAGUUUCCCUCAGUGGGUCUGCCUAUAACAGUCAAGGUCAAGUUGUCACUAAUGUGCCUGUUGGAUUGCCUGGGAAUAUUACCUUUGUACCCAUCAAUAGUGUGGAUUUGGAUUCCCUUGGUCUGUCGGGGGCAGCACAGGCAAUUGCUGCUGGAGUUACUUCAGAUGGUCAUUUGAUAAAUGUUCCUAUGGCAGGACAGCAUAUGGAUAACCCUGAAAAUUCUGAAAAGACUGGUGAUCAUAUUUCACAAACACUAUCUGCAAAUGAAUCCAACACUAACCAAGAAAUGUUUGUGCCAACGUCCUCAUCUUCCCAGAUGCACAACACGAUAGACAGUGCAGGUGUACUUCAACAAUCGGCAAGUUCUUCAGCCAGUGAUCAGGUAGAUGCCUCAAACCUUCAGGGAAACUACAUUCAGACUCCACUCACCGAUCAGUCCCAGGUGCAUAACAUUCAGGUCUCGACAGCACAACCCAUAAUUCAGCUUCAGCAAGUCCAGUCAAACACCACUAGUGAAGCUCAGAUUGUUCAAGGCAUCACGCAGCAGCAGCUCCAGGGAGUCCAGGCUGCUGGUCAGACCAUUUGUCCACAGGCUUUGCAGAAUUUGCAGCUUCUGAACCCAGGAACCUUUCUAAUCCAGGCACAGACUCUCACUCCCUCUGGGCAGAUCCAGUGGCACACAUUUCAAGUGCAGGGAGUUCAAAAUCUGCAGAACUUGCAGAUCCAAAAUACAGGUGCACAGCAGAUCACAUUGGCACCUGUACAAACUCUGUCUCUUGGUCAGGGUGGAGCCCUUGGGUCAACGCCGGUGAGCAUAGGCACUGGCCAGAUACCAAAUUUGCAGACCGUGACGGUGAAUUCCAUUGGUUCCUCCGGAAUUCAGUUCCAUCAAACAGAAGAUAACAGCAGUCCAGCAGAUAUUCAAAUAAAAGAAGAACCUGACUCGGAGGAGUGGCAGCUGGGCAGUGACUCAACUCUCAACACAAGCGACCUUUCUCACCUGAGGGUGCAAGUGGUAGAUGAGGAUGCUGACCAACAGACCCCCGAAGGAAAGCGUCUGCGGCGAGUGGCGUGCACUUGUCCGAACUGCAAAGAGGCAGGAGGAAGAGGUUCUAAUUUAGGAAAGAAAAAGCAACACAUUUGCCACAUUCCUGGCUGUGGAAAAGUUUAUGGGAAGACAUCACACCUGAGGGCUCACUUACGUUGGCACUCUGGCGAGCGGCCCUUUGUAUGUACUUGGAUGUUUUGCGGAAAAAGGUUUACCCGAAGUGAUGAGUUACAGCGACACAGAAGAACACACACAGGGGAGAAGAAGUUUGUCUGUCCAGAGUGCUCCAAGCGUUUUAUGCGAAGUGAUCAUCUUGCCAAGCAUAUUAAAACCCAUCAAAACAAAAAGGGCAUUAACUCCAGUGGCACGGUGAUGGCUGCAGUGGACACAGCCACACCCUCAGAUAACAUUAUUACAGCCGGAGGAACGACCCUAAUCCUAACUAACAUCCAACAAGGCUCGGUGCCAGGAAUUGGGACUGUGAAUUCAGCAAACUCCAGUGCUCAAGAGAUUCUUUCCAACUCUGAAAUACCUUUGCAGCUUGUAACAGUUGCUGCCAGCGAAGUGAUGGAGUAAAGCUGAAAAAUUUGGACAUGAACCUCUUUCUUGGUCGUGGUUUUUUUAUAUAUAUAUAUAUAUAUAUAUAUUUUAAAAAAAAUAAAGAAUUAUCAAUUUAUGUUCUUUAGCAGUCUUUUUACGGAUGGGCAAAAAAUGACAAUGUGGUUAACAAUACACACACUGAAAUGCCUUAUUUUGUAUCAUAUUCUGUAGUGUAAAAUGGCGGAGUUGCAUGUGGUUUUAGCUACUGUUCAUGUGUAAUAGUUCUGAAAUUGUAUUUCUGUAAUAUGAAAAGAAAGGUACAAGAGCAGAAUAAAUUGGCAUUUUUGUUUCUGUCAGCUAAAACUAUAUAUUAAAGAACUUUGUAGAUGUGCGUAUUCUGCAAUUUAAAGAAGGAGAAGCUUGUAAAAUUCAAGGAGUGUCUUGCUGCACAUGGUCAGUAUGGUCAGUCCACCUAAAUCAAGCAAACUGGGGACUCUUCUGCAUCUGUCCUCUUGUGUGUGUCAUGGACCUUACAGUACUGGAGUGUGCUAGCAGUCCAAAUGUGUCAUAUCUACAUUAAGCUGCUUUCUUGCACUUCUGUUGUGUUUUUUUUUUUUUGGUGUGGGGGGAUGUCAUUUAUAUUUUAUUUUCAAAAGGUAAAUUGAUUUAAACCAGCAAUUCUUUUCAGACAUUUGCCACAUGAUGAUUGCAAAUUGAACUUGUAUGCAGAAGGCAAAAAAGCAAAACCCCAAUCAUGUAUUUAAAUGUUUUUGUAUUUCUUUUUCCUGUGUAAUUCUGUUAAUCUGAUGUUUAUUAUGCAUACACUUUCAAAUCAAGUUUUUUGAGCAAAAGCUAUUUAUAGUAGGCUUUACUUAGUACUGGUUUUGUUGUAUCAAAAACUCGUUAUUUUAAUUACAUUUUAAAUAUGUACAAAUAUUAAAUGUGUGUUACUUUUGUAAACAUUCAUUUUCAAAUGGAACUCCAAUUAAACUCUGAAUCCUUUAUAUAUAAAUAUAUAUAUAUAUAAAUAUAAAAAGCCAUGUUAAAGGUUUAAGUUGCCAAAUUUUGUUUUAUUUUUGUAACAACUGUCAUGCAAUAAGUCCGAUUACAAGGUAGCACAACCAUCAUUUUUUUUGCGGCGUUUGUAGGAUGACACAUGUUUGUUAUUGUAAACAAUAAAGAUAUAUCAUGUGAUGGACCAAAAGAAGACAAUAAUUAUGCAGGCCACCAUUUCUUAAAUUCUGUGUUGAGAAUAUUUCUAUGUCAAAGUCUUAAAGAGAAUUUGUUUGCUAAGUAAGCUGUAAGCUGUUCAGCAGUUGCUGGAUGAUAGGAAUCCUUUAUAGUUGUGACAAUGCUUCCAGCAUUAUGAUGUCACUGAACAAGGUAAAUACAGUUACUUUUUUUUAAAAUAUAGAAAAAAAACAUAUUUAUUGUUUGUGCUGUAUGUUUACUAAUCAUCCUGAAUUUAAUAACUUUUUCUUUUGUACAAAAGUCAAAUUUCUUUUGAUACUACCCUGGAAAGUGUUUGUAGUAUGUGCAGCUCUUGUUUAAAAACCUGUAUCUCCAACCCCUAUCCCCUCCUUUCCCUUCAUGUGCUAUUGUUUUUACCGUCCAUUAUAAUGACCGUGUCUUGAAUUUGGGAGUGCUAUACGGUCACACCGCUGGGGUCCACCUUCGGUAGAUUGAUUUUUAUUUUUCUCCCAUCCAAAAUUUCCUUAAAAAGUUUAAAAAGGUCUUUGGCAGUAGUUCAAAAUAUUGUAACUGUUAGGGCCACAACCGAAUUAGACAUUACCUUGAUGUAUUUGACAUAUAUUAUAACAAAGUGGUCAUUAAUAAAACACUAUUUUGACUUUUGA